This is a messenger RNA of Papilio polytes (common Mormon), 887 nucleotides long. Its product is annotated as gamma-interferon-inducible lysosomal thiol reductase-like. NCBI's taxonomy places the organism in Eukaryota, Metazoa, Arthropoda, Insecta, Lepidoptera, Papilionidae. The coding region runs from base 163 to 864 and encodes 233 amino acids. The transcript is spliced from 5 exons. The record is from RefSeq and is a predicted model, not a curated record. Gene Ontology annotation, molecular function: oxidoreductase activity, acting on a sulfur group of donors, disulfide as acceptor.
UGAAGAAUUAAAUAAAAUUCAUUCAGUCACGGUCCCUUAUCAAAUGCAGCACGUUUUAUAAAAGCUUAAUGCAUUUAACAGUGCUGCUGCUCUAAUGGCACAAACAGGCAUUACCUGACUAAAACAUUUACAUAGUUUUCUACUUUUAUAAAUGUUAAUACGAUGUCUUUUGCUUUUAUAAUCGUAUUGUUUUUUGGACAAUUAAUUGUUGGAAGUUUAGAUGUAAUUAAGCCAUCGGAUCGACUGUUACAAUACAACAAAUUGUUGCAUUUGAAGUCUUACAGAAGAAGUAGCCUCACUGCACGGCCUUUAGAAACAGUGUACGUGGUAGUAUAUUACGAGAGUUUAUGCGAAGAUUCCAGAGACUUCUUCACUACGCAACUAACCGCUGCCUAUGAAUUAUUGGAACCAUAUUUAGAUGUACGCUUAAUACCAUACGGGAAGGCCACUACUAAAGUUGUAGAUUCCCCGGAAUAUUAUACGUUUAGAUGUCAUCAUGGCCCCUUAGAAUGUUACGGCAACAAGUUACAUGCGUGUGCGUUGAAUAUAUUUCCGACAGAGAAAAACGCACAUGUGUUUAAUGCAUGUCUAAUGGACUACGAUCACACGGGACAAGGUUCUGAUGAUACAGCUGCGGAUAAGUGCGGUAGGGCGUUAGCAUUAAACGUCAAAACAAUCAAAGAAUGUGCGAGCAAUCAAACCGGUAUUUUCUUGCACAAUUAUUACGGACAGCGGACGAAGAUGACGAAAUUUUCAUAUGUACCUCACAUCCUGAUUAAUGGAGUACGAAGUAAUGGUACCAACUUGAUAGCUGACAUUUGCUCCAUCCUUAAAACACCUCCAACCGAAUGCAAGAUAUUUUAACCGUGAUUUUCAAUUGUCUUUAA